Messenger RNA from Pieris rapae (cabbage white), 3497 nucleotides. Its product is annotated as ankyrin repeat and LEM domain-containing protein 1. Gene Ontology annotation, molecular function: protein binding; endonuclease activity. The record is from RefSeq and is a predicted model, not a curated record. NCBI's taxonomy places the organism in Eukaryota, Metazoa, Arthropoda, Insecta, Lepidoptera, Pieridae. The transcript has 7 exons. Bases 312 to 2285 code for a protein of 657 amino acids.
CAACCAAUCGUAAACAAAGACUCGUGCUGUAGUGCUGCGUUUAACGUUAAUUUAAAAUUACAAAAACAAUCGAGCUUGCGCGUUGAUCGAACGUGCCUUCCUACUCUGCGAUGUUUUGACUUUUAGAAUAUUUAUUAUCAACGUUUCGUGCAAUGAAAAAAUAAUAAGAACAUUAUGAUAAUGUGAGAGUGUUUUGGCUUUCGUAAUAUGGAAUGAGACGUGAUAUCGCCAACAGGAAAUCCUGCAGGAAAUGAAGACAUACAAGUUGCGAACUUGUAGACUUUUAAUUUAGUUUGCCUUUCGCGAAAAUCAUGGGCACAUCGUUUAGAGAGCUUUUUAAAUUAUACGAUUUGAUUCAAUGUGGGGAAUCAAGUAUUGUGGAGCGGUACCUGAAGGAAAAUACUAUUGAUUUAAAUAUUAUAUUACCAUGCAAAGGUAUAGGAGUUUUACAUUUAGCAGUGGGCAUAGAACCAUUAGAAAAAUCAAAAAUAUGCACAGAAAUGAUCCUUAAAUAUGGAGGUGAUCCUAACAUUAUAAAUGACGAUGGACUAAGCCCGGUCCAUAUAGCAGCAAUAUGGGGCAGAGUGGAAAAUCUUAAGCUUCUUAUUGGUUGUGGUGGAGACCCAUCUCGAAAAGAUAUUGAUGGAAUAUCUGCUUUUGACUAUGCAGCCAGGGAACAACAAUGGGAGGUUUUUGACUAUCUACGUAAUGUGGUUGAUGUAACAGAUGACUCAUUUGGAUCACAAUGUGCUUAUACGCUGGAUUUAGACAAAAUCUUAGUGACAACCGACCAGGUAGUGGCAGAAUAUGAGCCAAUAACGGAUGACCAACUCAGCCGAAUGAGCAUACGAAAGUCUGAAAUGGUACGCGACUGGUGUGAUAAAAACACUAUUACUAUGAAUAAAUUAUAUCCAACUAUACUAAGCGAGACAUACCUCUUGGACCAUGAGUCUGAGCCCUGGCUAGACGACUUGACAAAUGACUUAGAUGACACUACCAAUACAUACAAGACCUGUAAAUCCAAAGACAUUCAAAUAAGCGGCAUACAGCCUUUAGAGCAAACUGUAGAGAAGUCACAAAGCACAGAGACAAAACAGAGGCUGAGUGUCUAUGAAAAUUUCUCGUUGCCGGGAUCGCCGAACAUAACACAUAUCAAUUAUCAUUCAAAAAGUAGUUUGAAGAAGAAAGAUCUGUUUCGUGAUACCCGGGAGUUGGACAAAGCGAUGAUAGUGGUUCAAAAUAAAACAAAUGAAUGGCUCUCAUGCGAGGAGAAAAGAGUUUGUAAUACCAGGAGAUCAUCAGCCAGUAGCGGUGUCAGUAGCAACUUCUCUGGAAGCAUAGUGUUGGCAAAUGUUCAUGAAGAUUUCAAAUACGAAGAUAAGGAAGAGGAUGUUGUGCUGAUUGAAAGGAGGGUUCGGGUCUCGCCUAUCGUGUUACCAAUAGAGGAAGGCCAGACAUCUCCAGACCAAACGAUUCUCUCAGUGGCUUCCUCCCUUCCACCCUCCAUGGACUAUGACACGGACACGCUAAGAGCCGAAUUGACAAAGCUAGGAUUCAAACCCGGACCUAUACUUGAAAAUACGAAAACGCUAUACUUGAAGAAACUUCACGCGUUGAAGAAAAACCCUAUAAUAUCAAAACGGAAUGAACAAGGAAAAACAUAUAGCGUUGAACUGGAAAGAUCUCUUCGAAACCAUGAUUGGAUACAGAAUUUAUCUCCAUACAUAGAGUUAGAAAACAAGGCAAAAGUGGACUUUUUGAAUCCGAACAAAAAGUGGAGGGAAGGCACAGCAAAGACCUCCUUUACAUACCUAUUACUUGACCCACGAUUGACGAACAACCUUCCAGGGCGAGCUGGUCAACUUGACCCACAUAUGUCGUGGGUCACAUUUGUGAACUCAAUAUUUUAUGUUGGAAAAGGCAAACGAUCCCGCCCCUACUCGCACCUCUACCAAGCAUUGACUCUAUGGAAACGCGACUUCAAACAAUCCAAAGACAAAAAAGUCCAACACAUUCUUGACAUAUGGUCAGACCAAGUAGGUGUUAUAUGUCUACAUAUAUUUCAAAAUGUCAUCCCAGCUGAGGCGUAUACAUACGAAGCCUCAAUGAUAGAUGUACUAGGGUUGCAGAACUUGAAGAAUCUUAAAACUGGCAAUUACUAUGGAGUUGCAGCUUCAUGGCCACUCAAAGAACGCCGUAUGCUAGGCUUGUAUUUAUUGUACAAAGCUAUGAAUAUCUUCCUGAGUGAAGGCGAAAGACAGUUGCGACCAAAUGAUAUAGACUGAUAAUACACGAUCUCCGCAGUACCAGUGGUAUUGACGAUGUUAAAUUUAGCGUGCAAUUUCGUUAUAUCCAUAACGACUUGUCUUAUUUAAGAUUAAGAUUUUAAUUAAGAUGUAAACCCCUUUUUAUUAAUUAACUGUCGGAGUUCUUAGUCAAUAUUGAUUUUCUUUUGAAAGUAAAUUUGACAGACGCUCUUCUUAGUCUUUGGAUAAAAUACAUAUUUUGAAUUUAGAAUCCGGUCGAAGAUUUAGUUAUUUUCAGUGUGUAAUAAUUUUAUAUUCAGUAUUACGUAUUUUAUAAUAACUGUCUUGCCCAGUAAUUUAUAUUAAUUUUAAGAUAACGUACCUUUAACCUUUCUUACAAAUAACAGCCAAAGAAACCCUUCGACUGAUUUAUUGGAUUAGGUUAAGAGAUAUUUUUAGCGUUUUCUAGUGGAUUGUAUUUAUCUUAUAUGUAGAAUUCGUUUAUUACCAAAAUACUUAUGAACUAAGCAUUGAUAAAAUUAUAUUUUUAGGUUGUGAUUUUUAUAUUCGAUUAAGUCUACCAUUUAUUCCCCUUAAUGAAAUUAUUUCUCAGUAUUUUCUUAAGUUAUUUAUACUUUUAACAUUAAUUUAUAAUUUAACUAACAUAAGUUACCUUUUUUAUAUUUCUUUUAAGAAUAAUUUGUGAUAUGUUACUAACACUUUGUCUAAUCAUGAAUCAAAAUUCGUAGAUUUUGGUACAUUAUUUAAAGCGUUUGAACAUUAAAUCGCUCUGUAAAUAUUUUCGAUCAAGAAUGCGAUAUCUACUAUGUCCGAAACAUGGGACCUUAUUCUAAAACGCGAGUCAAAUCUAGCCUUUAUAACUGUCAAACCAUUUCUUCUCUAUGAACAUUUUUGACAGUACUUAAGACAAGGUUAUGACUCGAUAUGUUUUAGGAUACGAACCUAAAAUUAUCUGAUUUUAAGGCGUGGUUGAAAGAGACAUUAAGUGGAAUUUUAAAUUUGUCUUAAAAAUUGUUUAUGAUUUUGCUACAUCUUGACCAAGCUUUAUAUAUUGAUUUAUCGGUGUGUUCUGCGCUCAGUAGUUUAUUUUGUAUAAUCUGUUCGAGCUGCAUCCUAGCGUUCUCCAUGGUACAAACCAGCCACGCCUUGGAAUUUCUUAUCUCCUAGUCACUUUGCAUAAUAAGCACGACGAUCUGUAUCAUCAGGAUAAAUAAAACACUGUAUAAGAAA